AGAUGGCAACAUUCUCUACAGUUUUAUGAUAUUUUGUUUUUUUUAAUGAGCAACCACUUGUACACAUAUUUACUUACAAACAUAAAAGCAAACACAUCUUCUUCAGAACACACAUGUUCUGUGGGCUACAUCAACAUCCCUUUUACCGCGGUCAUCCCUUUGUUGCCCCUGAGGGCUGUGUGUGGGAAGCAUUUGCUAGCCUAUGUAGUAUAUGCAAAGGCUUUCACACACAAACACCUGCCACCAGCAGGUCCAUCGUUUGUCGAUAGAGGGUUAACGUCCGUCAUCGAUCAGAGCUCCUCAGCAGUCUGUAUAUCUCCUCCCACGCAUCAUAUUUAAUUAAACCCCUGCCCUUAGCCCCAUCGGUCUGUGGAAGGGAAAAAAACUCACUCAGUUCACGCUUACAAGCAGCUCGCAUCUUUGCUGAAGACGACAUGGCUUUGGCGGAUCCACAGCGUGCAAUAACUAACGGUGCAGAUCCUGGCUCCACGUUUUCGGAAAUAAUUGAACUAAAUGUUGGUGGUCAAGUGUACGUGACAAGACACGCAACUUUAAUCGCAGUGCCGGACUCUCUCUUAUGGGGCAUGUUCAGCAAAAACACUCCAAAGGACUUGGCGCGAGACAGCAAAGGGCGCUUCUUUUUGGACCGGGACGGGUUUCUGUUUCGUUACAUCCUAGAUUACCUUCGCGAUCUCAACCUGGUGCUGCCCGAUUACUUCCCGGAGAAGAAGCGUCUGCAAAGGGAGGCCGAGUUUUUUCAACUGCGAGAGCUGAGCAAGCGUCUUAGUCCUAAAAUGAGCAAGGACGACUCGGUGUGUGAGGAGAGCUUCUGCUACCAGAGCGACUCGGACGAGGUGACGGCGCACGGUGCCGCGGUUUCCGGUUGGGACGCGUCGCGCGCGCUUUCCGCACUCAGCAUAGCGCACUCGCCAUCGGCGGAAGUCAGAAAGUCGGGCUACAUCACCAUUGGGUACAGGGGCUCGUACACCAUCGGGAGGGACAUUCAGACUGACGCCAAGUUUAGGCGUGUGGCGCGCAUCACAGUAUGUGGGAAGACGUCUCUCGCCAAAGAGGUGUUCGGAGACACUCUGAACGAGAGCAGAGACCCGGACAGGCCUCCGGAGAGAUACACCUCCCGUUAUUACCUCAAAUACAACUUCCUGGAGCAGGCUUUCGACAGACUAACUGGCUUCGGCUUUCGUAUGGUCGCGUGCAGCUCCACUGGCACGUGCGCUUACGCGAGCAACGACCCGGGCGAGGAUAAAAUCUGGACGAGUUACACAGAGUAUGUGUUCUGUCGGGACUAACACUUAUCGGAAACGUACAAAACUGUGUUUGUCAUUCAUGUGGAAGUAUAUAAAAACAGAGGAGAAAAAAAACCCAUUGUUUAUUAGUUUAUAAGAAACGACCACCCACUAGAUUUUGUUUACAGAAACUACAAAAGCACACCAGUUACAGUUUAAAGGAACCAAAACAAUUAGAUUUUAAAUGACAAUAAAGAAAAACCCUCAUGCAUGUGCUCUUAUACUGGUAAAUAAUUUGAGUAGCCUAAUAGAUGUUAUGUAACAAAACCAAAUUAAGUAAGAUGUAGCUUACUCUUUUACAUCUGUGUUUGGAUGUUUUAAAGACCUAUUGCAUGAUGAUGUCCUAGACUGAAAGUGUAGGCUUUCAAUUAAAUAUCAAUAAAGACUUAAUAUCUACCUAAUCUGUCAUCAUAUUAGUAAUUCAACAGCUUUUUUAAAACUCUCUGUGAAUGUGCAUGUUCUGUUUCCACUGCCCCUCGUUGUUGUGAUCUGGUAGAAAAACACAAAAUUUACACUGGUAUUUCUUACUUAUUCAUUGAUAAUACACUGUUUUGACAUCUAGGUACUGUUAAGACCUGUGCUCAUCUU
Clarias gariepinus (North African catfish) is the source of this 1892-nucleotide messenger RNA. RefSeq names its product potassium channel tetramerisation domain containing 12.1 (gene kctd12.1). Gene Ontology annotation, molecular function: protein binding. Gene Ontology annotation, biological process: protein homooligomerization; regulation of G protein-coupled receptor signaling pathway. NCBI's taxonomy places the organism in Eukaryota, Metazoa, Chordata, Actinopteri, Siluriformes, Clariidae. Gene Ontology annotation, cellular component: presynaptic membrane; postsynaptic membrane. Bases 435 to 1307 code for a protein of 290 amino acids. The record is from RefSeq and is a predicted model, not a curated record. The transcript has a single exon.